UACCUGGGGCGGCUCCGCGAGGAACCCGGCGGGGGCACCUGCUGCGUCGUCUCCGGCAAGGCGCCCAGCCCAGGCGAUGUGCUGCUGGAGGUAAACGGGACGCCUGUCAGCGGGCUCACCAACCGGGACACCCUGGCUGUCAUCCGCCACUUCCGCGAGCCCAUCCGUCUCAAGACUGUGAAACCAGGCAAAGUCAUUAAUAAAGAUUUGCGGCAUUACCUAAGUCUUCAGUUUCAAAAAGGAUCAAUUGACCACAAACUGCAGCAAGUGAUCAGAGAUAAUCUCUACUUGAGAACCAUUCCAUGCACUACAAGGGCCCCCAGGGAUGGGGAAGUACCAGGAGUGGAUUAUAAUUUCAUUUCCGUUGAACAGUUCAAAGCACUGGAAGAGAGUGGAGCAUUGUUGGAAAGUGGAACGUAUGAUGGAAACUUCUAUGGAACUCCCAAGCCUCCAGCAGAACCCAGCCCUUUUCAGCCAGAUCCAGUUGAUCAAGUCCUCUUUGAUAAUGAGUUUGAUGCAGAAUCUCAAAGAAAACGAACUACAUCUGUCAGCAAGAUGGAAAGAAUGGAUAGCUCUCUUCCUGAAGAGGAAGAAGAUGAGGACAAGGAAGCUAUUAAUGGCAGUGGAAACGCAGAAAACAGAGAGAGGCAUUCUGAGUCAUCUGACUGGAUGAAGACUGUUCCAAGUUACAACCAAACAAAUAGCUCCAUGGACUUUAGAAAUUAUAUGAUGAGAGAUGAGACUCUGGAACCACUGCCCAAAAACUGGGAAAUGGCCUACACUGACACAGGGAUGAUCUACUUCAUUGACCACAAUACCAAGACAACCACCUGGUUGGAUCCUCGUCUUUGUAAGAAAGCCAAAGCCCCUGAAGACUGUGAAGAUGGAGAGCUUCCUUAUGGCUGGGAGAAAAUAGAGGACCCUCAGUAUGGGACAUACUAUGUUGAUCACCUUAACCAGAAAACCCAGUUUGAAAAUCCAGUGGAGGAAGCGAAAAGGAAAAAGCAGUUAGGACAGGCUGAAAUUGGGUCUUCAAAACCAGAUAUGGAAAAAUCACAUUUCACAAGAGAUCCAUCCCAACUUAAAGGUGUCCUUGUUCGAGCAUCACUGAAAAAAAGCACAAUGGGAUUUGGUUUUACCAUUAUUGGCGGAGAUAGACCUGAUGAGUUCCUACAAGUGAAAAAUGUGCUGAAAGAUGGUCCCGCAGCUCAGGAUGGGAAAAUUGCACCAGGUGAUGUUAUUGUAGACAUCAAUGGCAACUGCGUCCUCGGUCAUACUCAUGCAGAUGUUGUCCAGAUGUUUCAAUUGGUACCUGUCAAUCAGUAUGUAAACCUCACUUUAUGUCGUGGUUAUCCACUUCCUGAUGACAGUGAAGAUCCUGUCGUGGAUAUUGUUGCUGCUACCCCUGUCAUCAAUGGACAGUCAUUAACCAAGGGAGAGACUUGCAUGAAUCCUCAGGAUUUUAAGCCAGGAACAAUGGUUCUGGAGCAGAAUGGAAAAUCGGGACACACUUUGACUGGUGAUGGUCUCAAUGGACCAUCAGAUACAAGUGAGCAGAGAGUAUCUAUGGCAUCGUCAGGCAGCUCCCAGCCUGAACUAGUGACUAUCCCUUUGAUUAAGGGCCCUAAAGGGUUUGGGUUUGCAAUUGCCGACAGCCCUACUGGACAGAAGGUGAAAAUGAUACUGGAUAGUCAGUGGUGUCAAGGCCUUCAGAAAGGAGAUAUAAUUAAGGAAAUUUACCAUCAAAAUGUGCAGAAUUUAACACAUCUCCAAGUGGUAGAGGUGCUAAAGCAGUUUCCAGUAGGUGCCGAUGUACCAUUGCUUAUCUUAAGGGGAGGUCCUCCUUCACCAACCAAAACUACCAAAAUGAAAACAGAUAAAAAGGAAAAUUCAGGAAGUUUGGAGGCCAUAAAUGAGCCUGUUCCUCAGCCUAUGCCUUUUCCACCCAGCAUUAUCAGGUCAGGAUCCCCAAAAUUGGAUCCUUCUGAGGUCUACCUGAAAUCUAAGACUUUAUAUGAAGAUAAACCACCAAAUACCAAAGAUUUGGAUGUUUUUCUUCGAAAACAAGAGUCAGGGUUUGGCUUCAGGGUGCUAGGAGGAGAUGGACCUGACCAGUCUAUAUAUAUCGGGGCUAUUAUUCCCCUGGGAGCAGCUGAGAAAGAUGGUCGGCUCCGUGCAGCUGAUGAACUAAUGUGCAUUGAUGGAAUUCCUGUUAAAGGGAAAUCACACAAACAAGUCUUGGACCUCAUGACGACUGCUGCUCGAAAUGGCCAUGUGUUACUAACUGUCAGACGAAAGAUCUUCUAUGGAGAAAAACAACCUGAGGACGACAGCUCUCAGGCUUUCAUUUCAACACAGAAUGGAUCUCCCCGCCUGAACCGGGCAGAGGUCCCAGCCAGGCCUGCACCCCAGGAGCCCUAUGAUGUUGUCUUGCAACGAAAAGAAAAUGAAGGAUUUGGCUUUGUCAUCCUCACCUCCAAAAACAAACCACCUCCAGGAGUUAUUCCUCAUAAAAUUGGUCGAGUCAUAGAAGGAAGUCCAGCUGACCGCUGUGGAAAACUGAAAGUUGGAGAUCAUAUCUCUGCAGUGAAUGGGCAGUCCAUUGUUGAACUGUCUCAUGAUAACAUUGUUCAGCUGAUCAAAGAUGCUGGUGUCACCGUCACACUAACGGUCAUUGCUGAAGAAGAGCAUCACGGUCCACCAUCAGGAACAAACUCAGCCAGGCAAAGCCCAGCCCUGCAGCACAGGCCCAUGGGACAGUCACAGGCCAACCACAUACCUGGGGACAGAAGUGGCCUAGAAGGUGAAAUUGGAAAAGAUGUCUCCACUUCUUACAGACAUUCUUGGUCAGACCACAAGCAUCUUGCACAGCCUGACACCGCAGUAAUUUCAGUUGUAGGCAGUCGGCACAAUCAGAGCCUUGGUUGUUACCCAGUAGAGCUGGAGAGAGGCCCCCGGGGCUUUGGAUUCAGCCUCCGAGGGGGGAAGGAGUACAACAUGGGGCUGUUCAUCCUUCGUCUUGCUGAAGAUGGUCCUGCCAUCAAAGAUGGCAGAAUUCAUGUUGGUGACCAGAUUGUUGAAAUCAAUGGGGAACCUACACAAGGAAUCACACAUACUCGAGCAAUUGAGCUCAUUCAGGCUGGCGGAAAUAAAGUUCUUCUUCUUUUGAGGCCAGGAACUGGCUUGAUACCUGACCAUGGUGAUUGGGAUAUUAAUAAUCCUUCAUCGUCAAAUGUGAUUUAUGAUGAACAGUCACCAUUACCCCCAUCUUCACAUUCUGCUUCCAUAUUUGAAGAGUCUCACAUGCCAGUAAUUGAAGAAUCUUUAAUGAGAGUUCAGAUAUGUGAAAAGGCAGAAGAAUUAAAGGACAUUGUGCCUGAAAAGAAAAGCACUUUAAAUGAAAAUCAACCUGAGAUAAAGCACCAGUCUCUUCUCCAGAAAAAUGUGAGUAAGAGGGAUCCACCCAGCAGUCAUGGGCACAGUAACAAGAAAAAUCUAUUAAAAGUAGAAAAUGGUGUUACACGAAGAGGUAGAUCGGUUAGUCCCAAAAAGCCAGCCAGUCAACAUUCAGAGGAACAUUUGGAUAAGAUUUCUAGUCCUCUAAAAAAUGACCCCAAAAGAAGACCCAGAGAUCGAUCCCUCAGCCCCAGCAAAGGGGAAAAUAAAAGUUGCCAGGUCAGCACCAAGGCAGGUUCUGGACAAGAUCAGUGCAGAAAAAGCAGAGGUCGGUCUGCCAGUCCAAAAAAGCAGCAAAAAAUUGAAGGAAGCAAAGCUCCAUCAAAUGCUGAGGCCAAAUUGUUAGAGGGUAAGAGUCGAAGAAUAGCAGGCCAUACAGGCAAUAAUGCGGAGCAGAUCCCAGAUGGGAAGGAAAAAUCAGACGCCAUCAGGAAAGAUGCAAAGCAGAAUCAGGUGGAAAAAAGCAGAACAAGGUCUCCAGAGAAAAAAAGCAAAAGAAUGGUUGAGAAAUCUCUUCCAUCCAAAAAGACUAAUAAGACUACAAGUAAAGAAGUAUCUGAAAAUGAAAAAGGAAAGAAAGUAACCACAGGAGAAACAAGUUCUAGUAAUGAUAAAAUAGCAGAAAAUAUCCAGCUAUCAGAAAAGAGGCUGAAGCAAGAACCUGAAGAGAAGGUAGUUUCAAACAAAACAGAAGAUCACAAAGGGAAAGAACUAGAGGCAGCUGACAAAAACAGAGAGACUGGAAGGUUCAAACCUGAAAGUAGUUCUCCAGUUAAGAAAACACCGAUAACUCCAGGGCCCUGGAAGGUGCCAAGUGGAAAUAAAGUCACAGGCACUAUUGGUAUGGCUGAGAAACGGCAGUAACCUUUAGUAUAAAACAAAAACAAGUUGUAAUCUUUUCUUACAGCAGCAUUUUUCAAGAAAAAGCCUUUUUUUUCCCCAGAUAUUCUGAAACAGAUAAGUACAUGUUAAUGUGAGCAUCAAGUUACCUAGGCUGCAUGAAGGGCCUUUAGGAUUGCUAAGAACCAACUGUCCCCCUGGCCGGCUGCCCUCCCUCGCACUCAGGAAGGAGCUGCAUCCACAUGCUCAUCUGACCCGCCCUGCUCAGGCUGCCCAGCUCAUCUUCACGAGUGUCUGAACAAAUGACAUAUGUUGAUAUUAACAGUGUGGUCACAACUCACUUCGUAUUUGUGCCAAGUUAUCUACUGUAUCAUGUCUGUUUUUAUCCUUCUUGUUCAGCUAUUUCCACAGUAAUGAAAAAGUUAGGUUUGGCUUGGAAGUUGAUGUUCUCAAUAGCAUGUUGCAUGUUUACAGAGAGAAAUAUGUGAGUCCUUGCAGAAGACGAGACUGUUAACUCAUCGUUAAAGAUGGCAGUUGUCGUCUAACAGCUACUGAUGAUGUCCCACUUUAAAAAUAAAACCCCCAAACAUCACUACUUUAAGGAAAAAAAUGUAGUCCAAUACUGAUGCUUUCUUACAGCUUUUUAUUUUAAUUUGGCUGGAUAAGUUGUUUCAAAUAACUGUUAAAAGAUAUUACUUACAAUUGAAUGUUCAAAAUGAGAAAGUACUUUAAGCAAUAGAGUUCAUCUCUUGCUGUGUUAUCCAACCUCGAUGUAUACUUACAGCAUCUAGGUCACGCUUUUUAUUUCACUUAAAAUUUAAUUAUGAAACCAUAAAGAAGCAUGUGGAAAUAGUGUUUAUUGCUCUUUGAAGAAAAACCGCCAACUAUUUCUGGAUAUUUUGGCUGUACCUACUACUAAAGUCAUUAGUCUUUAAUACAUAAUACAUAUUUGAAAAGUAAAAUUAUUAUAUAGAUUAUGUGAGGGACUUAAUCAUGAAACCAGUUUCACAGUCCAGGUACCAACUCUUCUGGUAGCAGGUGCACAAGCUUGGGUGUUUAGAAACAACCUGUGUAGGGUAUGCUGCCCAGCAAGUGAGGACAAAUGUGUAGACAGUACUUACUGGAUCUUAUUUAACUUUUAGCUACAUUAACUUUCUUAUUUAAAAACAAGAAAGGGAGACUAAACAUCUGCUUAGCUUGUACACAUUUUCAGAAUUCUUUUUAAAAGUCUAGUUAAAGAUGUUUCUUAGAAGUUGGAGACUGUUAACGUCCAUAAAAUAGAUCCAGGUUUUUCAGUUCCCUGAAGCAGCAUUCGGUAGCACCUAUAUAAAUAAAGGCACCUUCGGAGAAUAGACUAUUCCAUGGAGUGUGUGAACACACUUGUUAUGUCACCUGGGUUCAUCCUGUUGUGAAGCACAUUACGUCCAGGUCCUUCCCUCUGGGAGUCUGACUGUGAAACUCUUUAACCCAACAACUGUAUUAGCCCCUGUAGAUAAGACGUGCUUCCCAGAGUGAGAUUUUUGAAAUCCCCUUUUCAUCCAGAACUAUAUUUACCCACCUAUUGUAACUAUUCAAAUAGAGCAAAAUUAGGAGGCUUGAUAAAUGCUAAGAAUUUAGUACCACAGAAAUUAUUUAUUUCCCUGUAGUCCACAAUUAGUGAUAACAAAUCCUAUUUUUGUUAACUGUGACAUAACUUUGAUGUCAUAUGUUGUCCUAUGUGAUUCUUCCUUUCUAAGUAACCUCUGUCCUGAUUAUAUACUGACUUAGCAAUGUGGCCUUGGAAUGCUGAGCAAAAUGUGGAUGUACUGGUUGUAAAUGUUUAUAUAUUGUACAGUACCUUUAUAUAUACACUUGAGGUUCUGAUUAGAGAAAGAUCUGUAAAUUGCUCGUUAUUUUUUAUAUAGAUAUUAAAAAAA
Mandrillus leucophaeus (drill) is the source of this 6212-nucleotide messenger RNA. It is a transcript of the gene MAGI3, whose product is annotated as membrane associated guanylate kinase, WW and PDZ domain containing 3. The transcript has 21 exons. Lineage: Eukaryota; Metazoa; Chordata; Mammalia; Primates; Cercopithecidae. The record is from RefSeq and is a predicted model, not a curated record. Bases 556 to 4320 code for a protein of 1254 amino acids. Gene Ontology annotation, cellular component: cytoplasm. Gene Ontology annotation, molecular function: protein binding. Gene Ontology annotation, biological process: signal transduction.